Messenger RNA from Pogona vitticeps (central bearded dragon), 1767 nucleotides. It is a transcript of the gene TIMM17B, whose product is annotated as translocase of inner mitochondrial membrane 17B. Lineage: Eukaryota; Metazoa; Chordata; Lepidosauria; Squamata; Agamidae. Gene Ontology annotation, molecular function: transmembrane protein transporter activity. Gene Ontology annotation, biological process: protein import into mitochondrial matrix. The record is from RefSeq and is a predicted model, not a curated record. Gene Ontology annotation, cellular component: TIM23 mitochondrial import inner membrane translocase complex.
GUCCAAUCGGAGGGGGGGCUUUACGUCAUCCAGGCGGGCUUUUUGCAGUGUCACGUGAUCCGCAGAGCGUACGGUUGGGAGUUAUGGAGGAAUAUGCCCGAGAACCCUGUCCAUGGCGGAUUGUGGAUGACUGUGGGGGUGCCUUCACCAUGGGGAUGAUUGGUGGAGGUGUCUUCCAGGCUGUCAAGGGCUUCCGCAAUGCUCCAGUGGGUAUCAGGCAUCGUUUAAAAGGUAGCGUGAAUGCAAUCAGAGUUAGAGCACCACAGAUUGGCGGCAGCUUUGCCGUCUGGGGUGGGCUUUUCUCCACCAUUGACUGUGGCUUGGUGAGGAUGCGGGGUAAGGAGGAUCCUUGGAACUCCAUCACCAGUGGUGCUCUCACUGGGGCUGUCUUGGCAUCACGCAGUGGGCCCUUGGCCAUGGUAGGUUCAGCUAUGAUGGGAGGCAUCUUGCUUGCCCUGAUAGAAGGCGUUGGGAUUUUGCUGACGAGGUACACCGCCCAGCAGUUCCAAAAUCCUAACCCCUUUGGAGAAGAUCCCAGUCAGCUGCCUCCCAAAGAUGGCUCACCGUCUGCAGGGUAUCCAGGCUACGGACAUUAUCAGUGAAGCAGUUUGUGGCCAGGGAUCCUUAUGUUUUUGCUGGGAUGGGGCAGGCAUUUCCCCCUGAGUCUACCUGCGCCCCUUCACCAACACCACAAACAAACAAAGCACGCAACAGAAUUGAUUCUUAGAGUUUUCUUCAAGGGGGAACAGAAUGUGUUCUUUUUGGAGCAGUGUAUAAUACCUACCUCUCGGCAGCAGGGGGCUUGGGUGCUGGAGAGAUGCACCUCACGGUGAGUUCCAGGUGUGCUGAAGCAGCUGGAAAUGACACUGCCACACCUCCAAACCGUAGGGUAGCUUUGCUUACUUUAGAAGUCCUGUGCGUGGGGUGAUGAUCCUUGACUGUGACAAAGGACUUCAGAAGGGGUCCUCCCUGACUUCCGGGUUAUGGGGGGGCGGGCGGUGUCUUCUUGCUUUCUCUGUAUAUUGAGAGAAUAUCUUCCAGGUUGGCUGACAGAAAUCAUCAGCCGAGCAGUAGGUUGGAAAGCGGGUUACAGUUAUAGCACAGAGGAGCUGUGGGGGUGUAGUGUGAACCCCAGCUCUUAUUUUGCCAUGAUGAAGUUAUAUUAUGCUACUUGGUUCUAGGUCAGAUCUCCAAGGUAAAUGCCGCUCUGGUGUGAGGGAUGAUCCAGAAGCUGGUGCUCAGUUCCCCAUCUGUUUCUACAGUUGGCUUGAGAGUGCAAAAGCAGGGAUUCCUGAAACAUUUGGCAAGCCACAAUGGGAACCUUUGCAGGGUGGGCUGCAUUCAGCUUGGGGGGGGGGUCAAGGGUUUUGUCGGCCCGACCCAGAGCCAAGGUUUACGCUGAUGACAUCUUGCAUUUCUCUCUGGAAUCUUUAACCAAGACAUCUUAGAGAGAGAGAAAGAGCAAGUCUUGCCUGCUUACAGUUUCUGUUCAGCCUGUGAAACCUUCAGCUGUAGCUCUGAAAUGAUCAAAGCUCUAUUGUAAUCCAGGAUGACAUAAUCCCCCACAUCCAAACCAAGCUGCCUCUGAUCCUCAAAGAGUAUUUUGAAUGCCAUUUAAUAUGUUCAUGAUGCUGAGCCGUAGUGGGCCAACUGUUGUACAAAGGCCAACGAACCUGGUCUGCUGCUCCCACUUGUUAAGAAACACACGCAGAGACUGUGAUGAUCAGUAAAAUUGGAUGCCUGUUAAUAAAAGCAGGUCCAACAUUG